UGUGAUUCUGUCCUUUCAUUUGGUCUAUAGGACAAUGUCCAAAAAAGAUGCAAUGGCUCUCCUCUUCAUUUGCAUUGCAGUUCAGCUACUCUUCCUCCUUCCUUCUACCAAUGCUGCUGAGAAUAAUUCCUGCAUCCGUAAUUAUGCUCAAUUGGAAAGAGCACUUCGUGACAAUGACACAAACAACAGUCAAAUAAUACUGAGUACAUUUUAUCCUCCAAACAGUCAGGAUACUCAAGUUGCUCACGUCAACUAUUGCAUUAGUGAAAACAAGACAUAUUGCUCUACAGAUGAAGUAUUUCAGUUCAAAUGGGCAAGCAGUGCUCUGUUAUUCUUACAAGAGUAUGAGCUCAUCAAUGCUUUGGUUUUUGACUUGUUUCAGUUCAAUUAUACAAGCAUUUCAUUAAUCAUCAGCCCACCGUUCUGUGAAGAUAUCAGUGAAGAGAAUAAAAAGGAUAAUCUUCAACUAUUAACAACAUGGAUAAAACAUCUUCCUCACUCAAAUGACAAAAAUGGAAUACAAGAUUAUGCAGUAUAUUCCAACACUACAACAAACACCAUUGAUAUUGAAAAAUACAAUAUAAAAGAUCUACAAAAGUCAUUACUGGCACUGCAGUAUGUUGCUAUAGCUACUAUAUUCAUAACACUACUGUUUCGCAUCAUUUGGCCUAACAGCUUUGCAAAUGAAAUUGAUAUGAAAUUAGACAAAAUUA
Molecule: messenger RNA, 713 nt
Organism: Amphimedon queenslandica
Lineage: Eukaryota; Metazoa; Porifera; Demospongiae; Haplosclerida; Niphatidae
Exons: 2
Source: RefSeq, a predicted model, not a curated record